Molecule: messenger RNA, 282 nt
Organism: Ilex paraguariensis (yerba mate)
Lineage: Eukaryota; Viridiplantae; Streptophyta; Magnoliopsida; Aquifoliales; Aquifoliaceae
Source: the annotation of a GenBank genome assembly
AUGAAUUACUUUGAUCACCUUGAGGCAGCUAUGCAAAAGCACAUUGAGGCCCAGACGGUGAAGGUGAACAGUGCCUCCGCCGAAGAGUUCUGGUUCGACUGGUGGUGCCGCCGAUGGCACGGAGUUGCUACGGACUUGUCAGACCUGGAAAGGCAACAAUGCACCUUUACCCUUUCAAAUCUUGGAAUGUUUGGUGUGGAUCGCUUUGAUGCCAUUUUACCGCCAGGAACUGGUGCAAUCAUGGCUGUUGGAGCAUCUCAGCCCUCCGUAGUUGCUACAUAG